AUGGAGAAGGGACGCGAUGGUGUCAAUGGCACCCCCUUGAUGGGCGCACAUGAUGAAAUCGAAAGAUCACAGUCUAGGACACCCGGCGGCCAUACUCGCACUACGUCGUAUCAAUCCAGAGAACUGGCCGAGGAUUUCUCUUACUUGACACCGAGCGAAACCGCCACCAGAUUACAAACUUCGUUAACUCAUGGCCUGACGGCUACCGAAGCCUUGCGACGACAGCAAGUCCAUGGACUCAACGAGAUCCCCCACGAACCCCCAGAACCGCUUUGGUUGCGCUUUAUUGGUCAGUUCAAGGAGCCAUUGAUCCUGCUGCUCCUUGCAUCGGCGGCUGCCUCCAUAUUUCUCGGGAAUACGGACGAUGCUGUGAGCAUAACGGUUGCGGUAACAAUUGUAGUCACGGUCGGAUUCGUGCAGGAAUACAGAUCUGAAAAGUCUAUCGAGGCUUUGAGCCACCUGGUCCCAGACCACGCCCACCUCAUUCGCAACUCUGCCACCAAGCCCGCGCAGUCUCGAUUAACGACCUGGCCUGCUAAUAAUGGCCCAGCUGAUGACGAGGCCCCAGAGCCAACUGCUUCAGGCGCGACUACCCCGGGGGAGGCGGCGUUGGAGGCAACAUCGGUAAAAGUUAUGGCUGAACAGCUUGUCCCCGGCGACCUUGUUAUCUUCACCACGGGGGACCGCAUCCCUGCAGACAUUCGUGUGACGAAAGCGACCGACUUGACCAUCGACGCCUCUAAUCUUACCGGGGAGAACGAGCCAGAACGUCUCACGGCUGCGCCGCGCCCCCGAGGUGCUCGGCCAUUGACCCCUUACGCAGGGUCUAGUCUACAGCUGCCCAGCCCUACGUUCGCGACGCAAUCCGCGCCUGAAUUUAGCAGUCAGGCCGGAGACGACCUGAGCCAUGAGCCCAAGAACGUGGCGUAUAUGGGCACAUUGGUUCGAUCUGGACACGGACAAGGAAUAGUCUUUGCCACCGGGGGAAAUACCCAUUUCGGCACUAUCUCGCUAAGCGUAUCCGGCACCGAAAGCCCUCGUUCGCCUUUGCAGCUUUCAAUGGACGAACUGGGUGGGCAGCUCAGCAAGUUUUCGUUUGUCGUCAUCGGCUUUAUCUCUCUCAUUGGAUUCCUUCAGGGGAAGAAAUUGCUAGAGAUCUUUACCAUAUCCAUCUCUCUCGCUGUGGCCGCUAUCCCCGAAGGCCUUCCCAUCAUUGUAACGGUGACUCUCGCGCUUGGUGUACAUCGCAUGGCCAAGCGCAAUGCCAUCGUCAGGAAGAUGCCCAAAGUGGAGACUCUUGGAUCGGUGAACGUUGUUUGCACAGACAAGACAGGCACCCUCACCAUGAAUCACAUGACCACCACAAAGAUGUGGUAUUUUGGACAGCAGAGCUCAGUCAGCGUGGACUCUGACGAUGAGUUCACCGAGAUCAAGCCAGAUGCUGCAACCUUGAGAAUUCUGCGCAUUGGAAACAUCGCGAACAACGCACGCCUUGCGCAUCAGUACACCGAGAACGGCGCAGCUGCUAGGGCCGUCCUGUCCUCAACCCUCGGCAAGAAUGAGCACAGUUCGACAUAUACUCGCUGGGUUGGACAGCCCACCGAUGUGGCCAUGCUUGACCUACUGGACAGGUUCAAGGAGCAUGACGUUAGGGGGUCCGUUGGGCCACGUACUACCGAGACUCCGUUCAGCUCUGAGAGGAAAUGGAUGGGUGUCACCAUCGGCGCCGAGGGUGGUAGCAGAAACGAUAAGGAGUUCGCUUACAUCAAGGGCGCCAUCGACCGAGUUUUGGCGAGUUGUGACACGUACAUCACUGGAGAAGGCAGGGAGUUUGUCCUUGACUCUAAUCGACGCCAGGAGGCCAUCCAGGCCGCAGAGCAAAUGGCAGCUAAGGGCUUGCGUGUGCUCGCGUUUGCAAGCGGUGCAGUCAGCAAGACUACUAGAGGAAAGGGAUCGAUCGCAUCGGCGACUAGGAGCAGCACUCCUGCUGGAAACAACUCGGAAGACGGUCAACCUGCUACUAAUGAGGAGCCUUACACCGGCUUGACCUUUGCGGGGCUGGUCGGUAUGAGCGACCCGCCCCGGCCUGGGGUAGCGCGCUCCAUCAGAAAGCUGAUGCGCGGCGGCGUCAAAGUCAUCAUGAUUACCGGUGAUGCUGAAACCACGGCAGUAGCCAUUGGCAGACAGCUAGGAAUGCACAUCGCAGCUCCCAUUGAGCAUGGUGAUAACCAAGUCAGCGUCCGUCCGGUUCUCCGUGGCGAGGAGGUGGAUGCCAUGACAGAGGAGGAGCUGGCUCAGGCGAUGCAGACCACGACGGUGUUCGCGCGGACCAAUCCCGACCACAAGAUGAAGAUUAUCCGCGCCCUCCAGAUGCGUGGCGACAUCGUUGCUAUGACCGGAGAUGGUGUGAACGACGCGCCUGCUCUGAAGAAGGCGGACAUUGGAAUCGCUAUGGGAAGGCAAGGCACCGACGUGGCCAAGGAGGCGGCCGACAUGAUUUUGACCGAUGACGACUUCUCGACGAUUCUCCACGCCAUCGAGGAGGGCAAGGGCAUUUUCAACAACAUUCAGAACUUUUUGACAUUCCAGCUGAGCACCAGCGCUGCUGGGUUGUCCCUCGUCUUGCUCUGCACAGCGCUCGGGUUCAAGUCGCCGCUCAAUGCCAUGCAGAUCUUGUGGAUCAACAUCAUCAUGGAUGGACCUCCGGCUCAAUCACUGGGUGUGGAGGCUGUUGACAAGGACGUUAUGAACCGACCGCCUCGCAAGCGCAACGACCCUGUACUUACGCGGGCCGUUAUUCAGCGCGUUGCGCAGUCGGCCGCUAUUGUGAUGGUCGGCACUAUGCUAGUGUACACGCACGAGAUGCUGGAGGACAGGCAGGUGACACGACGUGACACGACCAUGACUUUUACAUGCUUUGUGCUGUUUGAUAUGUUCAACGCACUCGCCUGCCGGUCAGAAUCCAAGUCGAUACUGCGAGGAGAGAUAGGCUUGUUCCACAACACCCUCUUCAACUGGGCUGUUUCGUUGAGCAUUGCCGGACAGCUGCUUGUGAUAUACUUCCCCUGGUUGCAGGAAGUAUUUCAGACUGAGGCGCUGGGCUUCAUGGAUUUGGUGCGGCUUGUAUUGAUAUGCAGCACCGUUUUCUGGGCGGACGAGCUGCGGAAGUGGCUCAAAUAUGGGCGGAGAAGAGUUGGCAGCAACUACAGCCAAGCUCUUGCAGGCCUGAAGCUUGGGACAAGUAGUAGAGUUUUAGCCCUGCACCCUGCUGUGGACUUGCCCCGCUACCCCGAACCCAGGACGCAAGUGCGUACCGUUGGAUUCGGCGCGACCCAUGCAGCGCAGUCCAUGAUCUGGCCACGCACGGCCUACGAGUCUCGCAUUGCCGGACGAUAUGAGCCGACAUUGCACAAGACGGCGCAAAUGUCAGCCCUUUCCAAUGGCCACGCCACAGCAUCCAGCUCCUCGGGCAAGCUGCCGCCGGCAACGGCUAGUGACGAUGCAGCAGCGGCAGCAGCAACAGAUUCUGGCCUAAGUCCCAAGAAAGAAUUGAGCAGCACCAAAACCAACGCCGGCGCCAUGAUGGCAGAAAUGCUCCGACCCAUCCAGGAAGCAAGCAGCGUCGCCGACAUACGCACGGCGCUCGAAUGCCUCCAUGCCCGCGAGCAGGCCCUCACCAGCCGCCUCGACGGCCUUGUCUCCUCCCACUCGGACCUCAGCCGCGACCUGCUCCGGCUCGACAAUCUGCGCGCGACCCUAGGGGCGCAGGUGAUUGCCUCACGUACAAUAUCCAACACGAUGCUCUCCGGGGCCGCCGACACGGCCGAGCGCCUGUCGAGCCGCGUGCGCACGCUCGACCUCGAGAAGGAUCGGGUUCAAGCCACUCUCAACGUCGUCGAGCAGGUCGCCGAGCUCAAGGCCUGCGUGGCCGGCGUCGUCGGCAGCAUGGGCGCCCCGCAGGACUGGGAGGCCGCCGCCGGCUACCUGGCCCGAGCCGCGGCGGUGCCCGACGAGAUCCUGCACUGCGGGUUCGCGCGUGCCGUCGUGCCCACCGUCGAGACGCCCGACAGCCCUGCGGUGACCCUCGAGGCGGCAAGGGAAAGUCUGUGCAGUCUCUUCCUGCGCGAGUUUGACAAGGCCGCGUCCGAGGGUGACGAGGCCAAGGUCACGCGCUUUUUCAAGCUCUUCCCGCUCAUCGGCAGGGGAGACGUCGGGCUCGACAUCUACGGCCGCUUCGUGUGUCAGGGCGUGGCUGGCAUGGCGAGGCAGACCCUUCGCGACGGACCGGGGGUCACGGCCGCCGGCGGGCAGCAGCAGAAUACGUUUUUCUUCGCGGGGGCGCUCACAAAGCUUUUCGAGCAUGUCGCGCGCAUCAUCGAGGGCCACGGAGGUUUGGUGGAGAGGCACUACGGCGCCGGCAAGAUGGUCAGGGUCAUCGAGCGGCUGCAGGUCGAGGUCGAUGUCCAGGGAGGUAUCGUUCUCGACUCAUGGAGCGACGACCGGACGGUGGACAGGAGACUCAAGGACGUCAAGAGCUAUCCCUUCUCAUUUCUGGUGCAGAGCUUCCUGCCACAACAGAGGAGCGGCUUCGGGGGGACACCCCGUGUCAACUCGCCCUCCGGCGGCGUGGGGACCAAUGAUCCCCGCCAGAGCGAGGAUGAGGGCGUCAACAUGAAGGAAGUGGAUGGGCUACUUGCUGAGAUUGCCGUCAUGCUAGGAAAGUGGUCGUUUUAUGUGCGCUUCCUUGCCGUGAAGUGCAGAGACGACUCGGCUCCUGAAGACGCCCCUUUGCUCACUCCUCCUGUCAUCCGAAACUCCAACCUCUACCGCAAAGUCAACGGCAAACUCAUCAUACCUUAUAACGUCAUGUCGACUUUUUACUUCAGGAGAUCUGUCGAGAAAGCAUUCCAGCUCGACGAGUCUCCAACUGGACUGUCCCUUACUAUGGGCAAGCCGAUGGACGGCAAUCCCCCCUAUAUCAUCUCCGCUGUCGAUGAUGUCAUGUACAUUGUCAGCUCAGUCCUCCAGCGGACCCUGUCCACCUCCCAGAUCGAAGUCAUCACCUCUGUUGUCCCUACUAUCGGCAGGGUACUGGGCUCCGACUUUGUGGGCAUGAUCCAGCGCCGGAUGCGGGACGAGACUUAUCCCGUCCCAGCCGUCAAGGGCGGUUUCCCUCCCGAGGACAAGAUCAUCGCGUUUACGGUACUCUGCAACAGCCUUGACAUGGCCAAGGAGUACCUCUCUCGCAUUAUCAGUAGCCGCCUGGGACCCCCAGAUGCCCCCGAGUCACUGAACGGUUCUGCCGCCGCGCCUCGGCCCACAGCCGGCGGACUUAAGGACCUCUUCCCUCUCGAACGUGACGCCUCUGUCAUCACACGUGAACUACAAUCCCUCGAGGCCGCCUUUUCCUCCAAGGCGGGUGACCUCCUCAAAGAAGGCAUCGAAGUACUGUUUGGGCAGGUGGUCAGGCCGCGGCUCCGUGUGGCGCUCUCCGAAACUUUCCGCGACGCCGACUACAGCCUCACGGAGGAGGACCUCGCCGAGGCGGCGGCGCGCAACGACGAGGACGAGGCAGACCUGGUGGAGCGGCUCGAGGCCGUCGGGCGCGUCUUUGAGCACCGAUGGGACGCGCUCAUGCAGCCGCUCGCCCGCCUUCAGACCCCACGCACCUACGCAUCGCUGCUCGAGCUCGCGGCUCGCCACCUGGCAAAGGUCCUCGAGAGGCGCGCCUGGGCCGCCGCCGGCAAGGUGAGCAGCUACGGCAUCGUGCGCAUGGAGCGCGACUUCUCGGCCAUGAUCAGCGCCGUCGCCAGGGGCAACUAUGCCCUACGCGAAGAGUUUGCCCGCGUUACGCAGGUCCUCAUGGUCGCCAAUAUGGAGGACGACGAGUGGGACGAGCUGGUAGCGGAGGAGAGUGCCGGAGAAGGAGGCGGGAUGCAGUGGGUAUUGAGCGAGGAGGAGAGGCGCAAGGCGAGAGCCAUUGUCGGCUCGCUGUGA
This is a messenger RNA of Pyricularia pennisetigena, 5997 nucleotides long. RefSeq lists its product as uncharacterized. The transcript has 5 exons. The record is from RefSeq and is a predicted model, not a curated record. Gene Ontology annotation, cellular component: membrane. Bases 1 to 5997 code for a protein of 1998 amino acids. Gene Ontology annotation, molecular function: ATP binding; transporter activity; ATP hydrolysis activity. NCBI's taxonomy places the organism in Eukaryota, Fungi, Ascomycota, Sordariomycetes, Magnaporthales, Pyriculariaceae.